Messenger RNA from Symbiodinium pilosum, 358 nucleotides. The record is from the annotation of a GenBank genome assembly. Lineage: Eukaryota; Dinophyceae; Suessiales; Symbiodiniaceae.
GUCUUCAUGCCGACUUCGCAUGCCUGAUCUAUCAGAUGCUCCAGAACAAGCUCCCGGAGGACGUUGUCCACAACAUCAUCCGCGGCGCGGUCGAGGUCGAGCGUGAGUUCAUUUGUGACGCCUUGUCCUGCGACCUCAUUGGCAUGAACAAGGACCUGAUGACGAAGUACAUUGAGUUCGUGGCCGAUAGGUUGCUCAGCGCCCUGGGACACAGCAAGAUCUUCGGCUCCUCCAACCCUUUCGACUUUAUGGAGCUCAUCUCGCUGCAAGGCAAGACCAACUUCUUCGAGAAGAGGGUCGGUGAGUACCAGAAGGCUGGCGUCAUGGCUGGAGCUGGUGAUGGUCUGAACGCCUUCUC